AUGGUUCAGUUCACUCAUCUUCUCCUAGCAGCUGCCGCUCUCACUGGCGCCACGUUCGCCGACAGCAACCCCUGGGAGGGUAAAGAUCGAUACGUCCCUGAGAGCUACGGCAAAAAACUCGACCAAACUAUCAAGGCCUUCGAGAAGCAGGGAGACAAACUCAAUGCCGCCCGCACGCGUACCGUCGCGGAAAAGAUCUCUACCUUCACCUGGGUGACCUCGCGCGCUCAUCUCUCCAACAUCACUACGGCGAUCAAGGAAGCCCGUGAUCAAAAGGGUCGUCGUAACGGCAUGAUGGUCGGUCUGGUGCUUUACAACCUUCCUGACCGCGACUGUUCGGCUGGCGAGUCAGCCGGAGAGCUCGAAAGCGCCAACAACGGCCUGAAGGUAUACAAGAAGGACUUCAUCGACAAGUACGCUCAGCUUGUCUCCAAAGCCCCGGAUCUUGAGUUCGCCAUCGUAGUAGAGCCAGAUAGUCUGGGCAACGCGGUUACCAACCAGGCCAUUCCGAAGUGUGCGACCGCUACGCCUAUCUACGAGGAGGGCAUCGCAUAUGCGAUCUCCAAGCUCCAGUUCCCUAAUGUCCAUUUGUACAUCGACGCCGCGCACGGCGGAUGGCUGGGCUGGGCCGACAAUCUUCCUCUCACGGCUGACGUCUUUGCACGUGUCGUUACUGCGGCAAAGAAACUGAACAAAAACUCCAAGGUCCGCGGUUGGGCAACCAACGUUUCCAACUAUAACCCCUUCAACGCCAAGGUACGCGAGAACUACACCGAGUACAAUCCUUCCUGGGAUGAAAAUCAUUUCGCCCAGUCUCUCGCACCAUUUCUCGCAGCCAAAGAUCUUCCUACACAUUUCAUAACCGAUCAAGGUCGUGUCGCUAAGCCGGGUGCGCGCGCGGAAUGGGGUGAAUGGUGUAAUGUCGAGCCAACUGGUUAUGGUCCGCGCCCAUCCACCAUCACCAACAACACUCUCAUUGACAGCCUCGUAUGGAUCAAACCAGGUGGGGAGAGCGACGGUGCAUGUGGGCUUGCGGGCGCACCAAAGGCUGGUGUGUGGUUUGACUCGUAUGUCCAAAUGUUGGUCAAGGAAGCUGACCCGCCCCUCGAACCGACUUACAAGAAGAAGGGCUGA
Dothidotthia symphoricarpi CBS 119687 is the source of this 1134-nucleotide messenger RNA. Its product is annotated as glycoside hydrolase family 6 protein. The record is from RefSeq and is a predicted model, not a curated record. The transcript has a single exon. The coding region runs from base 1 to 1134 and encodes 377 amino acids. Gene Ontology annotation, molecular function: hydrolase activity, hydrolyzing O-glycosyl compounds. Lineage: Eukaryota; Fungi; Ascomycota; Dothideomycetes; Pleosporales; Dothidotthiaceae. Gene Ontology annotation, biological process: cellulose catabolic process.